ACAGGUACAGAGGCGGACAGUGCAGGGGAAGACAGGGGAACACGGCCGGGCCGGCUACCUGCCUGCGCCGAACACACACCGGACCUCUUCCCGGUACUGCAUCUCACCCGCCGUAACGGACCUGUCCUGAUCACGAUUUCCCCAAGGACGCCGUGGUGUCAGAAACGAUGGGGGAAGAGAGUGUGGAUCCAACCGGCCGCCGGAAAGGGGUGAGAAAGGACAACUUCACCCUGUCCGCGCUCCGGCUGAACACGAAAGAGGACCGUCUGCUGGACCACAGGAAACACAUGCUGAACGCGGAGAGCGCGUACGUGUUGAGGGUGAUGGACGUGAGUGAGAAACUCCUGGUCAUCCGCUUCAAGUCUCUGCGGGAGAAGCUCUCUCGCCAGACGUCUAAUCUUACGGAAGAAGAAGUGGAGACCUUCAGAAGAUCGGAUUUACAGACAUCUCGUAGAUCGACGUGCUUCAGCCGGCAUAUGAGAACUCCCCACAAUGUAGCGUCAACGUCCAAACACUGGUGUUCUCCUCCCGCGGCGGCGCAACUACCGAGGAAGCGGCCCAAAUCUGCUACCGGUGCCGCGAUGAAACUCCCUCCGUCAGCGCAGUAUAAACCUCCGAAGUCUGCACCUGCGUCUGGUCGGAGGAGCACCCACGCGCCCGCAGGCCUGUCUCCCAGUAGGGGCGACCACACGUCCGCAAGCCUGUCUCCCAGUAGGGGCGACCACACGCCCGCUAGCCAGUUUCUUGCUGCCCGGAGAGGCAACACGCCGACCAAACGGAGUGACCACAUACCCGCCAGCCGGACUGACCACUUGCCCGCCAGCCGGACUGACCACUCGCCCUCCAGCCGAAGUGACCCCAUGCCCGCCGGCCUGUCUAUGUCCGUGCCCGUCAGCGCCGCGGUUUCCCCCGCCGAGCUCACUCAAGCCACGCGGCCUGAGCUGGCUUCGGCGCCCGCCAAGCUCCGAGCCACGGCCGAAGGAAAGACAAAGUACCUGUCCGGACCCAUGGUCGAGCUGGCAAUGGAAGAAGACCGGGAACGGAAGCAAAAAUUUGAGGAUAACCGCAAAAGAAUGUUAGAGCGGAGCCGAGUCGCCAGUGCCGGCCUCCUGCAGAAAAAAGACGAGUUUCUGAAGCGCCUGGACGCCAUGUUACACGACGACUCAGACGACAACAUUCUGGAGCAAAUCGCGUCCGGACAGUUCGACGAAAAAUCCGGCGAGGGAUCAGACGAGGAAGAGAGGCGAAGAGAAAGAGAACUCAGACGUAAGCGGAGACUUCGCUUCAGAAACAUAGACAGGAACGAGAAGACGGAAAUUUUGGCCCCGGAAGAAUACUGGAAAAAUAUCAAUAAAUGUCGAUACCUGCGGCUGCCCGACGGGACAGAGGAUCUGUCAGGAGUAGUGACGUUAGUUAGCGAGCAGAGGAAACUGUUUCAAGUCUGGAGAGACACGACCUAAACAUGGAACCUUAUCUAGACAAACUCUAACUACGGUACGUUGCCUGGAUAUUCUAAGUCUAAAGGUAGAACGCGGACUGUUAUUUUAAGCCCCCAAUACUGUCAGAGCUCAAGUUGUUGCAAUUAUUAUGAACUUAGUUAAUCAAAUUGUAAGGCUACACACCAGGCCAAAAUGACAUAGUAAAUUAUAUAGUAAAGUCAUGACAGUUGGCCUUUAAGAGAUAUUCCUAUAAUCAUGUUUGAGACGUGUGAAGUUUCUUUUUCCGCUUAAGACUGAAAAAACAUAAAGCAUGUGUUAAACAAUUGAUUUCUACAAGUCAGCUAUAAUGAAGACAACUAUAAUGGCAUAUCAACUAUAGCUAGGUCAUUUUAUUCUCAUUUCUUGCUUGGUCAAAUAACUCUUAGAACCAGUUCACACCAUUGUCCCUCACACAGGGUGAUAAAUCUCUAAGAUUUCGUAGUCUGACUUGUUCAACAGACAUCAUUAUAUUUGGUACUAUUGCUAUUCGAGAUGAAUAAAUCUCUAAGUCACGAAGACAGUGAAA
Molecule: messenger RNA, 2004 nt
Organism: Branchiostoma belcheri (Belcher's lancelet)
Lineage: Eukaryota; Metazoa; Chordata; Leptocardii; Amphioxiformes; Branchiostomatidae
Exons: 2
Coding region: 168-1460 (430 amino acids)
Source: RefSeq, a predicted model, not a curated record